Messenger RNA from Anopheles arabiensis, 2621 nucleotides. Its product is annotated as serine protease 53-like. The record is from RefSeq and is a predicted model, not a curated record. Gene Ontology annotation, molecular function: serine-type endopeptidase activity. The transcript has 3 exons. Lineage: Eukaryota; Metazoa; Arthropoda; Insecta; Diptera; Culicidae. Bases 692 to 2590 code for a protein of 632 amino acids. Gene Ontology annotation, biological process: proteolysis.
UAUUUCCUAAUGUUAUUUUUUUAACAUUAACCUAAUAAAAAUGUCAUGACUGAUUAAAACUAAUAUAACGGGGCUUCAUUAUGCCGUCGUGUUGUGAUACAGCUGUUCAAUCGGGGUGCAUAUUUAGACUUUUUGAAGAUAAUUCAAUGAGUGAUCGCAGCUUGAGAAUGCAUCACAGCUAUGUGAUCAUAAAUUAAACAGUUGCACUAUCCAACAAAUUCUCUGUUAAAGGUUCAACCCUUGAUGGCACUGAAUCUCUUACACGUAGUACUGACUACACUGCUAUAGGUAGAAUCAAUCAACAAAUAUUCAUGCCCAUUAGCUGCUUAUUCGAGGCCUAGCCCGCAGAGCCCGACCACGGCUGAUUUGCGAAAUAAGAUAAGACUUUGAUGUAAUACAGAAUUUUCUGUAGUAAGGUAAUAACAACCAUUAAAUAAAAUUGUUACCACUCCCGCUAACUCAUAACAUUAUGAUGUAUCUGAUACAUGCGUUCGGUAUUUCCACGGUAUUUCACAUUCAUAACAACAAACUAUUACCACAUUGAAACGACCUUCUAUGUUCGAGAUUGCAAAUUGUAAAAGCAUUGCCUACGAUCUUCCCCGAUCGGAGCUAGAGGAAUCAGUUACAGUUUAGCGAUGACACCGUACGAACCGUUCAGUUGUUGUUGAUACUUAGGUCAGGAUUUAUGUAAAUGGAAAAUUUUGUAUCACAUCGUGCAAUUAUGUAUCAUUCAAUGGAAUGGCUCCCUCUACUGCUUGGCUUGCUGUACGUCGGAUCGCAAACACGCGCACAGGAGAACCAUUUAACGUGUGGUAAACGCACAGUGACGACGGAAUACCUCAUUCACGAUGGCAUGGACACUAAGGCAGGUUUUUGGCCGUGGCAUGUGGCUAUCUUUCACGAACAGACUGGAAAGAUGCACUACAAAUGCGGUGGAUCCAUCAUCGACGAGAACACCAUUCUUACAGCUUCUCAUUGUGUGUAUACCCAAAGCGGUGUGAUUUCGAUAUCGCGAGUGUCGGUGGAUGUGGGACGAAUUCAUCUAAACGAAUCAAGCGAAUACACGCAGACGCACCGUGUGCGAGAGAUAAUAGUUCAUCCGGGAUUUAGCAAAAACAGUAUCGUCAACGAUAUUGCUCUGAUCAAGCUGAGUUCGAACAUCACGAUGAACAAGUACGUGCAACCGGUCUGUCUGUGGACCAUGGACAGCAAUCAGGAGUUGAUCGUGGGUAGAAACGGAACCAUCGUUGGAUUCGGAUACAACGAACAGGACAUUGUGUCGGAUCAGCUGAAACAGGCAUUGAUUGGUGUGGAGGAUCCGUUUAGUUGCAUUGCAGACGAUCGGGGGGUGUUCGGAACUCACCUGACGUCGGACAUGUUUUGUGGUAAAGGGCAGAAGGGUGUGAGUGCGUGCAAUGGAGAUAGCGGCGGCGGAAUGUUCUUCGAGAUCGGUGGUAAAUGGUUCGUGAGGGGUCUGGUGUCGUUUACUCCAGCACGCUUAAGUACAGCACUGUGCGAUCCGCUGAAGAACACGGCUUACACGGAUGUGGCCAAGUAUCUGGAAUGGAUUAAACCGUACAUUGAUGAGCGAGUGCUUACGUAUGGGAGUGAUUUGUUCGAUGUAGACUAUGUGGAGAAACUACGAUUAUUCAACUUCCAAACUUGCGGUUUGAAGUCACCUGUUUAUGCUAAAAAUGGUACUGGUUGGACACUACCGUGGAUUGGUUUGGUCAUACCACUUGGUGAAGCUUCAUAUAAGUGUGUUGUUACACUAAUAAGCGAGUGGUACGCGGUUGGGCCAGCACAUUGUUUCGAAAACGAUGGUGUCAAGUCGACCGUUGUACUAGGUUUCGCAUUUGAGUCGUCGAGCAUAGAAUGUUUCGAAAGUCAUGGGUCCGCCGUCUGUACACAUCCAGUACAAAUGCGACAAAUUCAAAGGAUCAUAGUACACCCGAAGUUCAACAUUAACAAUUCUACGGACAAUAUCGUACUGAUCGAGUUGUUGAGCCCGGCAGACACCACACAACCGAAUGUGAAGCCCAUCUGCCUACCUGUAACAUCCGAGCUUCGAACGAGAGAACCGAGUAGCUUAAGUGUGCCAACAAAGUUUGGGAGAACAAUCGAACUUAAAAGCAUACCCGUGCACUACAUGGAGGCUGCCGAGUGUAUGCGACAGUACACUCAACGGCAGAUUGUGCUUGAGUUGGGAAACAAACGGAUCUGUGCAGAACUGGUGAACAAGCAGGAUUCGCUUACAUGUAGAGCGCUGGAAGCGGGUGCCCCGCUCCAGGAAACGAAGACAUUCAAUGGUACGGACCGACACUUUCUGUGGGGGUUUGAGCUACAUGGGUCGGCCUGUAAUGUGCAUCCACCGCCCGUGUACAUCGAUAUCGAAGCUUAUCUUGACUGGAUACUGUACAACAUGAGGUACAACGUGCUAGAAACAACAGAUUCGGAUAAAAUCACAAAAAACCAAAGAAUUGCUCGAAUCCGAGUGGAGCAAGCUGCAGCAGCAGCCGGGAAAGGAAAGGUUACGUCUUUUCAAUAUGGACACCUGCGGCAUAGUCAGUCCCCAUUAUCAGAUAAAUAAUGCAAUGCCCAUUAUGCCCUGGAUUGGUUAU